CGAGAAGCGACGCAUAGCGACGCAUUGUGCCAUGCUUGACGUUUGACGCAUUGUGACGCCAUGACCAAAUGUCUCGUUCUAAGGCCACAGAGAGGAACGAAGCAUGGAGAACGCCAACCUGGUGCAAGGUGCGCUCUCUUCACACUCUCCUGUAUCAACGCUUUGAACUUUGCAGAUCGCUACGUGCCAGCUGCGGUGAAGACUUCUAUGGAGAAGGACCUUCAAAUCAAUGACUGGCAAAGCGCUCUGCCUUCCAUGGCCAUGACUGCAGUCUUCACGGUGGCUUCCUUAAUCUUUGGUUUCCUGGCGGAUCGGGAGAUCCUGGAUCGAAGGUGCCGAGCUAGGACGCUACGAACGGAGCAAAGGGCAUCGCUACUAGGAGCAAGGGCCUUACUAGUAACAAGAAUUAGAAUAAAAUUCAAAGUCAGAAUGUCUUUCUCCAUUUUUCUCCCCCUCCUCGACAGGAUCAUCCUGGCCUCCGGUAU
This is a messenger RNA of Durusdinium trenchii, 485 nucleotides long. NCBI's taxonomy places the organism in Eukaryota, Dinophyceae, Suessiales, Symbiodiniaceae. The record is from the annotation of a GenBank genome assembly.